Molecule: messenger RNA, 2822 nt
Organism: Thermothelomyces thermophilus ATCC 42464
Lineage: Eukaryota; Fungi; Ascomycota; Sordariomycetes; Sordariales; Chaetomiaceae
Product: SNF5-like protein
Exons: 2
Coding region: 189-2444 (751 amino acids)
Biological process (GO): chromatin remodeling; regulation of transcription by RNA polymerase II
Cellular component (GO): nucleus; SWI/SNF complex; nuclear chromosome
Molecular function (GO): transcription coregulator activity
Source: RefSeq, a predicted model, not a curated record
GUGGAACUUGAGGCCCAGCAGCAGCGCAUCGUCGCAUCUCGUCUGACGAACCGCAGCAACAAAAUCCCGAUUCACGCGACCCCAACGUUCAACGCAGCGCGCAUCAACGGAACCCCCCGGCUGCCCUGUUGCAGCGGCCUCUCAUUUCUCCCCCAUCUUAUUUUUUCCCCUCUCCUCUUUCCUCCAUAAUGGCGGCUUCGCAGGUGUCCGUGCCAUCGGCCGCUGGCGGCGACGGCGACGGACCGCCAUCUGCGGCACCCACAAACGCCGCCGCAUCUUCGUCCAUUCCUUCUGCAACAGCGCCGGCGAUUUCCGGUGCUGCACGAUCCCAGCCUGCCGUCACUCAGGCUGAUUCGACCACCACGCCGCCGGUUCGCGACAAGGAGGCGCUCAACAAGGUCGUCGUCGAGCGCUAUCAGGUACACGAUUGGAUACACUCGGCCGCCCUGAAGGAGGCCCAAAUCAGACUCGAAAAGGAUACAAAAGAUUUGCUCGCUCGCGCGAGUGACUACCGGCAAUACAGGGACUUCUACGCCGCCUAUCCAUCUCGGCUCUACGGGGAGGGCUAUCGCGGCUACGGCAACGGCUACACCGAGAACGGCACGACAACGCAGAUCAUCUACCCGUCGCAGAAACCCCGCCCCGGAAAGAGGACCACGCCCCCGCUCAAAUUCUCCAAGAGGGACAUGAAGAAGCAGGCAGAGCAGCACGAGGAGUUGGUGCCGGUCCGGAUAGACGUCGACUGGGACAAGAUCAAGCUUCGCGACACCUUCACCUUCAACCUUCAUGAGCGCCUCAUAUCCGUCGAGCUCUUCGCUGCGCAAUUGAUCGAGGACAUGGGCUUAAACCCCGCUACCGAUAAACCCGUUUACGACCAGGUCGUGCAGCAGAUGCGCGAGCAGCUCAACGACUUUUACCCCUUCGCCUACUCCGAAGAAGACGCCCUCGACCCUGAGCUCCCGUAUUCGGCCUACAAGAACGACGAGAUGCGCAUUCUCGUAAAGCUCAACAUCACCAUUGGCGCCCAUACGUUGGUCGAUCAGUUCGAGUGGGACAUCAACAACCCCAUGAACUCCCCGGAGGAGUUUGCCGCCAGCAUGGCCCGCGACCUCUCUCUAUCGGGCGAGUUCGCAACGGCGAUUGCCCACUGCAUACGCGAGCAGGCCCAGCUCUUCACCCGUAGCUUAUACAGCGUCGGACAUCCCUUUGACGGCCGCCCGAUCGAGGAUGCAGACCUUGUCGCUGCCUUUCUCCCCACCCCCUUGCCUUCCGUUUUCAGGCCGCAGCAACAGGCAAAAGACUACGCGCCUUACCUGUACGAGAACACAGAAGCCGAGCUGGAGAGGACCGAGACCAUGUUUUUGCGCGAGCAGAGGAGGCAGAAGCGGUCCAUCAACCGGCGCGGUGGUCCUCAGCUGCCGGACCUGAGGGAGAGACAGAGAACGAUACGGACGUCCAUCGUGUCUUCGGUAUUGCCGGGUGCAGCGCCAAACAUUGAGGAGAGCCGGCUCUUCAAGAGGACGCUGGGCAGCGGCGUGACGGGCAGAGGCAAGAGGACGGCCCGCGACGGCGAUCUGUCCGACUCCGAGGACAGCGACGACUCCACGCCCGACUCGCCCGCCAUGUCGCAGCUCCAAGGCACUGCCAGGACCAGGGGGAUGCGGGGUGCCGCCAGCGCAGCUGCUCAACGCAUGGCGAACCUGGGCCGGUCAGAGACCCCCGAAGCCAUCGUUCACCAUCAUGAAACGCGGAACUCCCGUCGAUUUGGUCGCGAAGCCACCCGGGAACAGACCGAAGAACCGCAACAACACAUGGUCACCCUGCGCGUCAACCCUGCGAGGCUACGAAAGCUCAUGCGCGACCUUCGAGCCCGACAAACACCACACUCGUCCGCCACGCCCACCCUAGCCCACCAACGAGCCCCAAGCGCCACCGCACCCGGCUCCAUGGGCCCUCCUUCCACCCCCUCCGCGUCUAACCAACAGCUUCCGCCGAAGCCAAACACCGCGCCAUCUCUCCAAGGUCAAAUAGGCCGUGUCCCCGCCCCUCCACCCGGCCCCAACGGCACAUCCCCCAACCAGCCACCGCCCCCUCCCCCCGAAUGGCUAACUUCCGCCCUCGCCACCCUCCUCAAGUCGUACCCGAACGACUCGUUCGAAGCCAUCAUGCGCUACUGCGCCAUCAACACCGAGACCAACUCGUUCGUCUCCCUGCCCCUCGCCCUGCAGCCGGGCGAGCCGAUCCCCGCCAACAUCCAGUUCGCCUGGCUACCCCGCAUCCGGUGCCGCGACUGCCCCGGCAAGUCGUACACCGCCGGGCCGGACACGACGGUGCAGAACUUCGAGGUGCAUCUGAAGAAUCGCGCGCAUCGGGAGAGGGUGAUGGCGAGGUUGAAGGGGAUGGUGGGAGGGGGAGCAAACGGUGGGGGAGGAGGAGGAGCGUGAGAGCCGGGGUGUGUGGGGGAUGGCUCCGGGAGUUCCGAGAAGGCCGGUCUGGUGGGCCCCUAUGUCCCGGGACAGGCGGACAGGCGGACAGGGGGAUACGCUCGGCCAGGUCUUGGAACGUGUUGGGAUUCUUCCGGUGUAAUGUGCUUUUGCCAGCCGAGUUUUUGGCUUCCCUGACCCAUCUGGGGGGAGGGGAAGAAAGAGGUGAGGCGGAGUUGGGAUAUGGGAUGUAUAAAUUUGGUUGGAUGGGCAUGAGCAAGUAGGCGUUCUUUGCUUUUUUUCAAUUGUUACAUUACAGGUCAGCGUGGAGGAGAUUUCGAACUUGGAACAAUACUUGAUGAUGCAGAGAAAGAGGUGCACGUUCCGCUUCGGAUCCAA